AUGGCUUCAGCAUCAUUUACGCCGGACAACACGAAUCCUGAGGAUGCGACCAACAUUCCAAGUCCCACAGUGUCAAAUAUCAAAGACUUCUCAGCCUUUCCCAACCUCUGGUAUCGAAUAGACGUCUUAAUCGCCGACCUAAAGAGCUUCAACAAGCCCGAUUCCAAUAAACGGCUGGAGAAGAUAGUUGACCCAUCCUUCAUCGGCGAACACUUUGUUGAAGAAGAACUGAAUAAGCGUCUCGAUCGACGUAACAAGAAACGUGUCGAAAGCGGUGACUUUCGCAUUUGUGCUGCGCACGAUCUUGCUCCUAUAAUGGCACAGGUAUUGGGUAUCGACUUGAAGCAGUUAGAGAAGGACAAAAGGUUUGCAAACCUGGUUGAGGAAAAGGGACUUCCACCUGGGAAGAGAAUGCUGGGGUAG
This is a messenger RNA of Aspergillus caelatus, 423 nucleotides long. RefSeq lists its product as uncharacterized. Lineage: Eukaryota; Fungi; Ascomycota; Eurotiomycetes; Eurotiales; Aspergillaceae. The record is from RefSeq and is a predicted model, not a curated record. Bases 1 to 423 code for a protein of 140 amino acids. The transcript has 2 exons.